UGAAAGUAUACACUUCCACGGGGAUGUGAUAGAGAUGAAUGUACGUGUUAUUAAGUUUGUCGGUGAGUCAAACCCAAAACAAAACACAGACAGAAAAAAAUCCCGUUUCUGACGUCACUGGAAAUCCCCCACAUCUGUUGUUUGCACAAAAACCCGUGAAUACAACAUUUUAAAUCCACACAUACGCUUUAAAUAUGAACGUUCAAGCCUUUGUAAUGUAUAUUUGGCACACAAAUGAGUACGUUUUUUCAAAUAAGUUAAAAUUGAAUGUUAAACUACGGAACAUAAAAAACAUUUAAUCUGCUGUGGUGACAGUUGUUGUUUUUAUUUUAUUAUUAUGGCGUUAAAGUGCUGAGUUGCAGCGUUAUCCUGACCUCCGCUCUCUCUGCUGUGUCAUUAGUACCCGCCCUGCUAGACAUAUUAACUCCGCAUGAGUGUGCGUUAGGUUUCGAUUUUGAUCCGGGGGUGUUUUUUGUCCUCCGUUGCCCAGGUUUCCUCUUCCUCCUGCCCGCAGAGAGUCGCUGCUCCUGCCCCGCUGCUUCUCCAGCUCCCGCUGUUGUUGAUCUUCUUCUUAUUAUUAAUAUUAUUAUUAUCAUUCUUGGUCAAAAUGCUCGAGCUUGUUGUUGUUGUUUUGUGAAAGAGGAACACCUGAGGAGAGCUGCGUCGCCAGCUGCGGAAACUUCGCACGCGAUUUCAAUAUGUCCAACUCCUCUCCGAUGAUCUAAAGAACAGGGGAUGGACGGUGAAAGAAGUGAUAGAGGAGGAGGAGAUGAUGAACCACCUGAGGUGGAGGAUGAGUUUGCGUGUGCCGGGAUACUGCGUGGAUCUCUGACGUCCCUGCACGACUCCGUGGAGCGAAUAUUCCGGGUGACGUUUGGGAUCGGGGCCGAUGAUUUGCCGCAUGGCAACAAUGGGCAGAUUUGGCUCAAACUGCGUGGCUCGAGCAAUGACGUCAAAGCAGCCAAAUUGUUUGUGAAGGGAGUUGUGAACCAGGAAGAGCAGCAGGAGGUUUCCUACCCCGGGGUCCUUCACUGUGUCUUCUGUGGAGCUAGAGGGCUGUUCAUGGACUCCCUGAUUAAGACCACGUCAGCACAUAUUAUGGUUGGCUCUUCUGGAUUCUUGCUCAUAUCAGGUCUGGUCGAGCCCGUGGUGCGAGCCUACUCCCUAAUUUCAGAGCUGGUGGAGCGACACGCAACAGGGGACAGAGGCUCAGGUGAGACCCUGGAGUCACGCCGGGCCUUCAAAUCCCUGGUUGAGAAGUGGGAGGACAGGCACAUACUGGAUCUUCUGUUGCUUCCAGGAUCAGUGAUGGAAAUCCUGUUGGAUUUGGUUAAAGAAUCAGGACUUGGAUCAAGCCCAAGCCUGGUGAAGACAGAGGGAAAUGUCAGGGUGCGUGAUGGAUCGGAGGAGAUUCGGGACAAACCCUCCACCAUUAAACACACAGACCCUGAGCCUUCCAGCACUGUUGGUUUGUUUGAAGGGAUGACUGCAGGUUCAGGAAAAGACGCAGCAUCCAUGGACUCUGUCCAGUCUUUAUCUGCAUCAUAUGGUGCCCGAGGAAGGGCGGAGGGUACUGAGGAGAGACUAAUGCAUUCUCCAGAGGAGGUAGGAGAAGAGGGGCACCCUGCACAGAAGGACGUAUUAGGCACCAAAGAGGAGGAGGGGGACGAAGAAGAGCGUCAAUCAUCAACUGGAUACAAAGAGUUCUGGCUUCUUUUAAAGUUCUUCACAGCCAUGGGCUACACAGAGGACGUCGUGAAACGAGUGCUCGCCCAAACGGGACCAAGGGAGGCCUCACAGAUACUGGACUUGGUUCAACAGGAGCAGGAUCGCAGCGACAAGAAGCAAAUGCUUCAAGGAGGCCAUCAUCCAAAACAUAAUACCCAAAACGUGAGUGAGAAAAACCGACCGUGUGAGAACAGGGAGGAUGAAGUUGCAACAGCAGCAGGUCAAGAUUCGGUGAUGAGCAGCAAUGGAGAAGUUCAUGAACGAAAAGAAGGAGGAGCCAUAGCAUGCAUUGGACGCUCUGAGGGAGGUAGUUUGGAGGAAAAGGAUGAAGGACAUGAGGAAGACUUUGUCCUUGGAGUGUUAAAAAAAGCUGCAGCCAGCUGUGGGUACACCGAACAGGAAGUAGCUAAAGUCUACAAAAUGUUGCCUGACAGAUCCACUCACCAGCUUCUCCUGGAGCUUCAGAGAGAGGGAAGCAGUAAGAUGGAUGUAUUUAGGGAGGGUCCCAGAGAGAUAGACGAUGUGGUCCUGGAGAAAAAUGGACCAAUAGUUGUUCCAGCAGGGUACAGAGAAAAGAGUAAACCUGAUGAUGAGGGAUGGGUGGAAGUUCCAAUCGUGACUGCACCCAUCACAGAACUAGACUUGUUUCCGUGGAUUGUUAAACCCCAACAACCUCCCGUCCAUCAAACUACUUUGCAGCCAAAGCAACACUGGCCUUCAGAGACUCAAACCCAGCACCCCAUCGUUCCUCCUGAGGUGAAAGGGCCACCGAUGGCCACUUACCCCUCAACCCUAGAUCCCCCACUCACCAAGAUCCAAACGAACACUGACCAAAACAUCUUCUGGCCUGAUCCAGCCACAUCAAAACACAACCAUUCCACUCAUGACAACAUCAUGCAUCCAAAGCCUUCCAACGCUGUAAACCAAGGAGGGAAAGGCCCGGGCUUCACCAGGAACAGUUCGUCUCCGACCAGAGCGAGGGAGAGACAGGGUUUCAUGCCUGCGUCUUCAGUGGUAGUGACAGGGGAGCAACGUUUCCUGGAGGGACUGCUGACUCCCUUUGACCUCCAGCUCACAGACAAACCCGGAGUCCCAAAACUGAGGACGAUCAUCAUUGAUGGGAGCAACGUGGCCAUGAGUCACGGGCUGGGUCACUUCUUCUCCUGUCGAGGCAUCGCUCUGGCCGUGCAGCAUUUCUGGGACCGAGGUCAUCGUGACAUCAGCGUCCUGCUGCCACAGUGGAGACAGAAGAGCGACCCCAAAAUCAAAGAGCAGCACUACCUGACGGAGCUUCAGACGAUUGGUCUGCUCUCCUACACUCCCUCCAGAGAAGUGCAAGGCAAGAGGAUCAGCUCGUACGACGACAGGUUUAUGCUGCAGCUCGCUCAAAAGACAGGCGGAGUGAUCGUAACCAACGACAACCUGAGGGACCUUUCGGACGAGUCGACACUGUGGAGGGACAUCAUCAAAAAGAGACUUCUUCAGUACACGUUUGUUGGCAAUCACUUCAUGGUGCCCGACGACCCUCUGGGACGAGGAGGCCCUCACCUGGACGACUUUCUACGCUCAGAACACGGGAGUCCUGACCCAGGGAACCACUCGUUUGCCGGCGUAGCCACCUCGUUCCCGUCCUCCAAACCUCCCCGCUCCAUGACGGAGGGGUUGAACUUUCGCGACCGCACACCGGGUAGCGGUGCGGCGGGCAGAGGUGGCCGGGGGACAGGGAGAGGACAGGGGAAGGCGGCGCGGAGGUGGACUCAGGAGUCCAGGAGUCCUGAGGAGACGCUGAGUCUCAGAGAGCAGCUGUGUCUGGUCUUCCCGGGACAGGACAACGAAGUGACGCUGGUGCUACAGUGUCACCCAGCGGAGACGGACAUCAACGUCCUGUCGGACCAGAUCCUGGAGCUGCAGAAGGUUUAGGGACCUUUUGUCCCUGCAUACGUUUCUUAACCGGGUCUUCUGAUUUUACUGUUAAACUGUGAUGUGCUGCUGAGGUGAGGUCACAGGUAGAGCUGCAACUACACACUGUACAGUAUAUAAAAAGUGGACAUAGUCAGAGUCAGUCUCAUACUCUUAUGCCCCUCCUCCUCCAGACUCCACCCCCUCCUAUGUGCAGACAUAACCCUCAUACAGCAACAACACGGACACGGACGCUAGUUCUCUGUGACAACACAAGAAAAAGCCACCUAACAAAGGUGUCACCUAAUAAAAUCUAUGUCAGCUUAAGUCUGCAAUAUCUAAAGAACAUGUUCACUGCUUUGUCUCAUUCUUUGACAGUCUUUUCUGACUGGGAAUGUACGUUUUUUAAAUGGCGCGUUCUUCCACACCAAAGUCCAUCGAGAAAAUCUGUGAUUUAAGCUCAUGU
Molecule: messenger RNA, 4093 nt
Organism: Solea senegalensis (Senegalese sole)
Lineage: Eukaryota; Metazoa; Chordata; Actinopteri; Pleuronectiformes; Soleidae
Gene: khnyn
Product: KH and NYN domain containing
Exons: 9
Coding region: 736-3648 (970 amino acids)
Cellular component (GO): cytoplasmic ribonucleoprotein granule; nucleus
Molecular function (GO): RNA endonuclease activity; mRNA binding
Source: RefSeq, a predicted model, not a curated record